Apis laboriosa (Himalayan honeybee) is the source of this 2558-nucleotide messenger RNA. Its product is annotated as protein FAM151B. The record is from RefSeq and is a predicted model, not a curated record. The coding region runs from base 258 to 1226 and encodes 322 amino acids. Lineage: Eukaryota; Metazoa; Arthropoda; Insecta; Hymenoptera; Apidae. The transcript is spliced from 5 exons.
GCCGUAUUGUGUGUACGGAGUUGGAUUUCGAGGAUCGAUCGUGGACGGUACGGGACGACCGACAGUCAGGUACAGUCAGUCGUUUCGAGGCUACCGAGCUAAACGGGUGUCGUUCGACGUUCAGAGCCGCGCCGGUUCUGCCCUCUUCCUCUUUCUCUUCCAAACUGUUAGCCUGCUGUUCGUCGUUCGACCGCGCACCUAUUUCGCUUCUUUCUUUCUCCUCGCGCGAUUACAGUGCACGCUUCUCUUCGGAGACCAUGAAGAGUGUCGUAAAGACGGCGUCCAGUCUUCUCGCCUUGGCAGUGAUCCACUCUGUCAUGUGCGCAUCCGUCACGGAAAGUGUGGCCAACUUCUUCCCCGAGAUCAAAGGGAAUCUCACCAAGAUCACUUGGGCUCACGCAGUCAACGAUAAGGCAACGUUGAACAAGUCGUUGGAAGGGAACGUGAUGAUGCUGGAGGCCGACGUUAUGUUUGGCAAAGUAACAGGACAGGACUCAACCGUUCAACAACCGAUAAUGGCCCAUCCACCGGCGAACGAGAGCGAUCUGUCGCUCGAGAAUUUCCUCAACACCGUGAUCGAGAGGAAGGAGAUCAAGAAGGGCAUAAAACUCGACUUCAAGAGCGUCGAGGCGUUCAACGCGAGCAAACCUAUCCUGGACAAGGUUCGCGAUAGCUUGACAUUCCCCGUGUUCCUGAACGCCGAUAUACUGGAAGGACCCACCAACGCAACCGCCAUACCGGUCGAUGCGAAAUUCUUCAUCGGUCAGGCGAAGACGUAUCCGAAAUACACUCUGUCGGUCGGCUGGACUACCAGUUACGCGAACUCGGAGAACAACACUGAGAAUAUCGACCGAUACACGGAGCAGCAAAUUCAACGGAUGAUCAAUACUCUGAAGGAGCAGCACGUUACCCAGCCGGUAACUUAUCCCGUGAGAGCCGGCCUCGCGGCCAACGAUAUUAAGGCGAUGAAAAUGUUGAUGGAAAAUUCGACCGAGUCGGGGAUCAAGAACGCGACCUUGACCGUGUGGUCGGGCGAGGGGGACAAGGUGAACGCGGAAAAGUUGUCGCAACUGAUAAAGGAGAUAGGGGUCGAGAACGUGUACGUUGACGUGCCCAAGGAACUGAUGGACAAGCUUCGAUUAUCGGCCGCGUCCAAUCCGAGGCCGGCCACGCUCGUCCUGGCAGCUACGCUUUUCCUCGCCGUCUCCCUCUCCACCAUGUUGUGAACGAUCCCGACAAUUUCGCUCGCCCCGUUUCGCGCGCUUCGCUCCCGGGAACGGGCGGAGGGGGAGGAGGGGGGGCGGGGGGAAGGAUUCCGAACCGCCUUCCACGCACCCUCCGCCUCCCCGCGCCCCUUCCCCCGCGAGAGAGAGAGGGGGGAGGCGAGGCGAGAUCGAUGACGAGAUCAUCCGUCGGAAGAAAUCGAAUCGCGACCGAUCCGAUUUGUUCUCGUCUUUUUUAGAACUCGUCGAGCCCCCCCGUCGAGCCUGUGUACUUGUUUUUUUUAGUACGGUAGCGUUAAGCUUAUCCGCGAAACGGACUUUUUUCUAAGUAUUUUAAGGAAGCUUUCCUCUAGAGACACAGAUUAUUAUUAUUAUUAUUAUUAAUAUUAAUAUUAAUAUUAUUAUUAUUAUUAUUAUUAUUAUUAUUGUCGCCGACCAAUCAUGCUUUCGAUCGACACUCUCGAUGUUUCUACAUUUUUCUUCUUCUUUUUUUUGUCUUCUUUAUUUUUCUUUUCUCCUCCGUCGAUCCAAUAAUUUUAGAGAGAAUCUUUUCUAGGACGAGAAUCAUUUUCUAGAACGUGGCGAGGCGCACGUUUUUUUUUUCCCUUUCGUAUCUCGAUUUUUAAGAUAAAAAGGAUUAAAAAAAAGUAAAUAAUAAUAAAUAAGAUAGAGUAAGUAAGAUAUAAGAUAUGUAAGAGUAAGGGGCAUACCUAAGGCGGAAAGUCGCAUCGAUAGAUUUUGCUUUGAUAUAAUAAUUAAGAAAGAAACGUUCCUUGUUGUUUACCGUUUCUUUUUUUUCUUUUUCUUCCUUUCUUUCUUUUUUUUUUUUUUUUUUUUUUUUUUCCCCUCUCGAUGUAUUAUAUAUAUAUACACACACACACACACAGAUACACACACACGUUUUAAUAUUAUUUUACAUCUCGUACAACGCAAGCGAUGUAAUCGAUGACCGCGGUACGACGAAUCGAGUCGAUACGUCGGAGGAUAGAUCCGGUUCGAGAUCUUUUUUCGCGUCGAUACUCCGCGAGGAAUCGUACGUAGCGCGUUUAUAUCGUACCUAUUUAGUGUUCAUCGACGUAUCUCCUGUACCUGCCUUCGACAUAUCUCAGACAUAGUUUCAGGAACAAGAAAGAUGCAGAGUAAUAAGAAACGAACAAAAAAGGAAAAAAUAAAUAAAUAAAUAAAGAGAAAAGAAAAGAACAAAACGGUAUUAAACUUUAUCGAAGCUGUAACGCUGUAUGUCUGCAAGCCAAAGGAUUGUGAAUGCGAUUGUGAAUACGGUGCACCCGCGCACCGCGUUUGAUAACGAAACAAUAAAAUUAUGCGCAAAAUCGA